Messenger RNA from Aphidius gifuensis, 615 nucleotides. RefSeq names its product 60S ribosomal protein L26 (gene RpL26). The record is from RefSeq and is a predicted model, not a curated record. The coding region runs from base 118 to 564 and encodes 148 amino acids. Gene Ontology annotation, cellular component: cytosolic large ribosomal subunit; ribosome. Gene Ontology annotation, molecular function: RNA binding; structural constituent of ribosome. Gene Ontology annotation, biological process: cytoplasmic translation; ribosomal large subunit biogenesis. NCBI's taxonomy places the organism in Eukaryota, Metazoa, Arthropoda, Insecta, Hymenoptera, Braconidae. The transcript has 4 exons.
UUGUCCAUCCAUGUCUAUCGCAAACAAUCGGAAAUACCCCACCAGGGCACCAGACGUUAUCGGCCAUUUGGGUUAUUUUUAUUCUUUUUCAGCGUGUCUGUCACCGAGUAGGACAAAAUGAAGUUGAACAGAUUCGUAACUUCCUCGAGAAGGAAAAACCGUAAACGCCAUUUUACGGCACCAUCUCACAUCAGACGUCGUCUCAUGUCAGCACCUUUGUCCAAAGAACUUAGACAAAAAUACAACGUUCGAUCAAUGCCAAUCCGCAAAGACGACGAAGUCCAGGUUGUUCGUGGUCAUUACAAAGGUCAACAAGUUGGCAAAGUUAUCCAGGUGUACAGAAAAAAAUUCGUCAUCUACAUUGAAAGAAUCCAACGUGAAAAAGCAAACAGUGCUAGUGUCUAUGUUGGCAUUGAUCCAUCAAAGACUGUUAUUGUCAAGUUGAAGAUGGACAAAGAUCGCAAAAAUAUUAUUGAUCGACGAAGCAAGGGACGUGCAGCUGCUUUGGGCAAAGACAAAGGCAAAUAUACUGAAGAAACAGCAUCAGCAAUGGAAACAUCAUAAAUUUGUAUGCGCCAUCCUUUUAAUACAACAAAAUAAAACAUACAAACUUAA